Molecule: messenger RNA, 975 nt
Organism: Rosa chinensis
Lineage: Eukaryota; Viridiplantae; Streptophyta; Magnoliopsida; Rosales; Rosaceae
Product: toll/interleukin-1 receptor-like protein
Exons: 2
Coding region: 223-975 (250 amino acids)
Biological process (GO): signal transduction; defense response
Molecular function (GO): ADP binding
Source: RefSeq, a predicted model, not a curated record
CUCUCUCGCCCCUUAUCACUUUGGUGUGGUUUUUGCUUCGCUUAUCUUGUUGUUUUAGUUUCAAUGGCCUCAAGCAGCCAAACAGCAUCCUCAUCUCAUCCUUCAUCAUCUGCUCCUCAGUGGAAGUACGAUAUUUUUCUGAGUUUCCGGGGUGAAGAUACUUAGAAGACUACUGUUCCCUUUAUAUACCAGGAAUUGCAAAACAUAGAAAUUGAAACAUUCAUGGAUGACACAGGGCUUAGCAGAGGGACGUCUAUUGCUCCGAGUCUGUUAACAGCAAUCCAAGAAUCCUGGUCAGCGAUCAUUGUUCUUUCACCAAACUAUGCGUAUUCUAGAUGGUGUUUGGACGAAUUGACAAUGAUCAUUCAGUGCAUGGAAGAUAAGAGCACAACAGUCAUCCCAAUCUUUUAUGAUGUAGAUCCCUCUGAUGUGCAACAUCAGAGAGGGAGUUUUGCAACUACCUUCACUAGUCCCCAAGAAAGGCUCGCGCAAGACGAUGACUACCCAAAUAAGUUGAACCAGUGGAGAGUUGCUUUAACAAAAGUUGCAGAUCUCUCUGGCUUGGAAUCAAACAAAUAUAGUUCUGACUUAGAACUUGUCAAAGACAUUGUGGAAACCGUGUACAGUAAAUUACGACCUAUUGAUGUUGAGUGGGCAUUGUCAUCUACCGGGGAUUUUGUAGCAUUUGAAGCAACAAGACGAGCCAUGGACAAGGUAAUAAGGGCACUUCAAGAUGAUGGGAUCACUGCCAUUGGGGUCUUUGGUAUGGGAGGCGUUGGCAAGACAAGUAUGGUGAAACAGGUCGGUGCACAAGCCCGGAAAAUUGGGCUCUUUAAUCAUGUGAUUAUGGCUAUCGUAUCCCAAACACCUAAUUUGAGAAACAUUCAAGGCACACUGGCUGAUCUGCUUGGCUUAAAGUUGCAGGAGGAGACAGAUAUUGGAAGCGCAGCAAGAAUAGCAGAGAAGAUAUUAUGA